Molecule: messenger RNA, 957 nt
Organism: Musa acuminata AAA Group (dessert banana)
Lineage: Eukaryota; Viridiplantae; Streptophyta; Magnoliopsida; Zingiberales; Musaceae
Exons: 4
Coding region: 261-722 (153 amino acids)
Source: RefSeq, a predicted model, not a curated record
UGAAGACCGUCUAUUUUAUCUCUCCGGCCGCCGCCUCCGUCUGCGCCUACCUCUUUUCCCAUUCUCGCUGGAACCCUUUCGCCGUCGUCGCACGAGAUCCUACGGGUGGCGUCCGCAUCCGCUAUUAGACCUCCUCAGUCAUUGUGGAAUCAGUCCUCUCUUCCUUGUGGAUAAGUAUAGCCCGGCUUGUAUGAUUCCCCAAUUCGUUUAUUAGAUUAGACCGUGCAAGCUAGAGCUCGAGGUAUAUACGGUCCGAGGAUAUGGAUAAAUUGUUUCAAUUUGGAAGAAAGGCUUGGUUUCUGGUGAGAGUCCUCUCAGGGUAUGAAGAAAGAAGAAUCCGAGCAUAUAGAUUGCACCUCCAAAAGCGAAUCGAGCAGGCGCAAGCUAGGAAGGCAGAUCUGAGAACAAUUCCAGAGCAGGUCAUCCUGUCAGAAGUUCGGCGCAUGGUUGAGCAGAUGCAAGCACUCAAUCGUCAGCUGGUAGAAACUGAAGCCGCGAUAGAAGAGUACUUCAAACCAAUUGACAAGAGUGCGGAGAUCAUCAUGAAUAUGCAACUUCAGAAAGACGAAAAGCAAGCCAAAGAAAUGUUGAAGGUAAUGCAGGAGCAGGCGAUGAUACAGAGAGAAAUGGAACAGAAGAAACUCGAAGUCAACAGUACUAAUGUCAGCCAACCUGCACCAGAAAAGGAAUCUAUGCCUUCAAACCAAGAACAUCUCAAGUAAUCCUCUACCAUUUUCAGCACAAACUGUGGCUUAAAUCAGUGGCACGUUUGCUGUUGCUGAUUUGGUUGAUCAAUAAUACGUUAAUGGCUGUGUGAGAAACUGCACACAGCCAUACAACAUUUGAUGUCGUUGUAUCAAUUUUGGCUGUUGCUGAGCAGUAAGUAGCAUGUCCAAAAAAAAGUUGUCGACCCUUGUGAGCAAUUGGAAGAACGAGGAAAUCUGAUCUCUAAAAGAA